Metschnikowia bicuspidata var. bicuspidata NRRL YB-4993 is the source of this 1866-nucleotide messenger RNA. It is a transcript of the gene ZCF32, whose product is annotated as Zcf32p. Gene Ontology annotation, molecular function: zinc ion binding; DNA-binding transcription factor activity, RNA polymerase II-specific; transcription cis-regulatory region binding. The record is from RefSeq and is a predicted model, not a curated record. Gene Ontology annotation, cellular component: nucleus. The coding region runs from base 1 to 1866 and encodes 621 amino acids. Gene Ontology annotation, biological process: positive regulation of transcription by RNA polymerase II. The transcript is spliced from 3 exons. NCBI's taxonomy places the organism in Eukaryota, Fungi, Ascomycota, Pichiomycetes, Serinales, Metschnikowiaceae.
AUGGUGCCCCUGGAGAAAAAGAAAAUCACACGUGUGCGCCUGGGAUGCCACCGGUGCAAAAAGCUCAAAGUGAAAUGCCCCGAACAGAAGCCCACGUGCGCCACGUGCCUCAAGGCCGGUGCCAGCUGUGACUACUCAAUCAAACUCACGUGGGGCGGGCGGCCGUUCAAGAACACACACAAACACAAACCCGCACCUACGCCCGCGUCUUUUGCGGUGUCUGGCUGUACGUCACCCGACAGGUCGCCCGGGAUCCCGGCUAUGUUCUUCUCGACCGCUUUCAGCGAUCUCCUGGACAGUUGCGCCGCCAGGGCGCCGCUGGACCCCCGGGCCACCGUGCACCUGCAGCAUGCGAUUGGAUCCCCGCAACCACACCUCUCAUAUACGGAGCAGAACAUGGAUCGCUGCGACAGCUUUUCGGCGGACCUCGCGCGUAUAGAACGGACGUUUCCCACGGAGCAGCGGCUGCCGUUCUUCGACAAUGCGUAUGGCCUGGCCAGCUUGUCGCAGCAAGCCCCCGUGCACUCGAUCCCGCCGCUGCUUGUGCCGCUUCCGGAAAUCUUGCUCAAGGUGCCCUACUACAGGCAGCUCCUCCACUUCUGGGUCAACGUGGCCGCGGAGAACCUCGUGCCUGCCCCGUACUUGUACAAGGACAACCCGUUCAAGAUCAUCUUGCCGCAAAUGGCCAUGCACUACCCGGGCUUGCUCACCACGAUCUUGGCGUUCGCCGCCCGGGCCCGCGACGACUUGGAGGGCUCGCCCGGCACUCACCUGAAGAUCAUCGACCAGCUUCUCGGCAGGUCCUGUGAUGAGCUCCUCCGCCAGCUCCGGGACCAUAGCGAGGCGACCUCGGACGGCACUUUUGCCACCAGCUUGCUCCUCUCGUCUUUCGAGGUGGUUCACUCAAACGACUUCAGCAAGCACCGGGCACACACCACCGGCGCCAGCCAGAUCAUGGCGGCACGGGCACGGAAGUUCCGGCGCGAGUCGCGCGGCUCCGCCGACGACACGGACUCUCCCUCGUCCGAGUCGUCCACGACAAGGCGAGACGAGAGUGACAUUGCCUACUUCUUGCUGCGCUGGUUCAUGUACGUGGACGUCCUUGGCGCCUUGUCCUCCACGCAGGAUAGGAUGAAGUACUUGAGGGCCUACCGCACACACAGCGUGUACACGCCGAUCGAAAGCAUUCCACACCUCAACACGGAUGACUGGGGGCGGGACAUCGACUUCUUGCUUGGCUUCGAUCCCAAGUUGCUUCCCCACUUCGUCAACAUCUCCUUGCUCAUAGACGAAGUGGAGAAGUACAUGGCCACGCCCGGCAGUGACGUGACCUGCCUCCCGAUUCCCAUCACUGUCGCGGCACUCGAGCUCAAAGAAAAGUUCUUGAAAAGCUACGAGGCAGGGGAGGCGAAGCGGCUGAUAGUGUUGGACGAGAUGAUCGAGCAGAAUGGCCGGUUUGCCGCCGCCCGAAGCAGGGACUUGAUGACCAAGGACAACAUCUUGCGCAGCACGAACCGGCUCUACUACAACGCGGGUCUCCUAAACCUCUACCGCCGCGUCCUCCUCUUGCCACGCCUGUCGUGCUUGGUUCAGGAUCUCAUUGCCGAGAUCACUGACAUUUUCGAGCUCUACAUCGAGCCCUGCAGCCCGGCGGAGAUUUGCACCAUCUUCUGUUUGUUUUGCGCCGGGUGCGAUAACUUGAAUGAAGAAAAGCGGGCAUUCUACCGGGGCCGCUUCGAGGCCUUGGUGCGCCAGGAGAACAUGAACGCCAUCAAGAGCUUGGUUAUCAUGGACCGGUGCUGGGACACAGGCGAGGAUUGGUACACGGCGGCGAACAUGCUUGCCAUAGACUUGGUGCUCUUGUGA